CUACACAAAAAAAAUGGUGAGCAAGGGAAGCAUCUUCUCACGGAAAGCAAUGCUAUGAAUUGGGUUGGCAUAGUUGUUGAGGCUGAGGCACCUCAGCUGAAGGAGACUGAAGACGGGGUCAUUGAUGAAGACUUGUAUGGCUCAUUACACAACCUUGGUCAUGACAAGUUUGCUGAGAUUGGUUACCAGACAUAUUCUUCAAGCAAAAACCGUUGGGGGGUAAUGGGGUCCACCUCUGUUGCAAUACGUGAUCCAGUUUUUUGGAUUUGGCACAGGCACAUUGAUGAUUUCCGUCAGUCCAUCGUAAAGAAAUACAAGCAACAUGCACUAAAAGAGAGUGCCCCACCUCAUGUGAAGCUCACUGAAGUACAAAUUUUGCCACAAGACGAAAAUUCUACUACACCUCAUGGAGGCAUUGCCACAUAUCUCACUGCACCUCAGUUGGAUAAGCAUGAAGUCAAUGCUAAGCUCAACCAUGAGCCAUACAAGUGGGUGGUCAAGGUUGAAGCCAUUGGAGACAUAGAAAAGUUUAAGCCAUUUACCGUACGAAUCUUCAUAGCUCCGAAGCUACUGAUGGGUGAGCAGCGCCGUUACAUUGAGAUGGAUAAAUUUUCAUAUACUCUUACUAAAAGGACUGCAACAAUUACAAGGCUAGAUGUGCAGUCUUCUGUGGCCCGCAAGCAUUCUAAUCCAUUGGAGCACCGGGAUCCACGCUGUUUGUGUGGAUGGCCUCAAAAUAUGAUGUUACCCAGUGGUACUGAAAAGGGCAUGGAUUAUGUAAUCUUUGCUAUGCUCACUAAUGAUUCUAUCUCAGAGGAUGAUGAAGUAUCAAUAUCUUUCUGUGGAGCUAAGGAUGAUAAAUACCCUGAUGAACGUGGCAUGGGAUAUCCAUUUGAUAAAGCAUGGUUCACGACAUCCUCAGAGAUGCAAGAGGCUAUCAUGGACUUACAGCAUGUGAAGUUGUCAGAGUUUAAGAUUUAUCGUGAAACAAAGCUUUACGAAGGACGAAAAGUGUCACUCAAAGGAGAUAUCAGUUGGGAAAAUACCAUCCAAUCUUUGUUCACAAAGAGUGAUAAAAAAUACAUGAGUGACAACUACAAUAUUGACUUGGAAAAAAAGUCAGAUGUGAUUCGAUACCGGAUGUUUAUACUUGGUUUAUUUGAGAAUGGUACAGAUGAUGCAUCUGGCAAUUUACCUAAGUGGGAUAGUGACAAACUUGCUAAACUGGAAGCGUGGAUAGAUGCUGAUUUUCCUUAAAAACUAAUAACUCUCAAAUAGGGCUAAGGUCAUCAUUAAGAUGAUCAAAUAUUUUUUGCUUAGUAUUUUUGGUUUUAGGAUUUUUGUAAAAUUUUUAUUAAAUGACAUUGUGAGUGUGACUGAA
This is a messenger RNA of Amphimedon queenslandica, 1381 nucleotides long. Its product is annotated as tyrosinase family protein asqI-like. The transcript has 2 exons. Gene Ontology annotation, molecular function: oxidoreductase activity. The record is from RefSeq and is a predicted model, not a curated record. NCBI's taxonomy places the organism in Eukaryota, Metazoa, Porifera, Demospongiae, Haplosclerida, Niphatidae. The coding region runs from base 55 to 1257 and encodes 400 amino acids.